This is a messenger RNA of Oncorhynchus nerka (sockeye salmon), 6440 nucleotides long. Its product is annotated as zinc finger SWIM domain-containing protein 6-like. The record is from RefSeq and is a predicted model, not a curated record. The coding region runs from base 438 to 3833 and encodes 1131 amino acids. Lineage: Eukaryota; Metazoa; Chordata; Actinopteri; Salmoniformes; Salmonidae. Gene Ontology annotation, molecular function: zinc ion binding. The transcript is spliced from 14 exons. Gene Ontology annotation, cellular component: Cul2-RING ubiquitin ligase complex.
GAAGUCUUCAAUUCGGACCCAGUUUAAAAUUCGGUUUUAUUUAAACUCUUGCUUCUUUUACCCUAUAAAACCACACAUGGAUUAGACCCCGCCUUUAAACUCAAACGCAAACAAACUUCAAAGUCUCUUCGGCUGCAAAGGCCCCGCCCUCUCGCUCCGGAAUGGCUUCACAAAGGAUUUGCCGACGUUCGGGAAUUCCGCCUUCAGUUCCUUUUUUAGCGCCACUCGUGCGCUGGAAUCUGUCCAGGAUCACACCCAUCUCUGUUAAUUUGACAACACAAAGGACUUCACUGAACCCGAAGACACCGCCUACUAUUCCAAAUAAGGGUCGCCUCUCCAUGUACGGAAAACAAUCGGCUGGAGAGCGUCUUUUUCUCUUCCUUAUCCCGUUUAUAUGAUCCGAGAGGAACUGCGCUACAAGUUACAGCGGUGCGAUCAUGGCGGAGCGAGUCCAGCAGCCCCCGGCCAAGCGGCUCUGCUGCCGGCCCGGCUACAACCCGGCAUGCAGGCAGGGGCAGCGGGCUGGAGGAGUACUUUGUGGCGGUCCGGGGUCCGCUCCAGGGGGAUUGGGAAAAACACACAACCCCGAAUCGCUGCUCGACAUCGCGGCUCGGAGAGUCGCAGAGAAGUGGCCAUUCCAAAGGGUGGAAGAACGGUUCGAACGGAUUCCAGAACCCGUCCAGAGAAGGAUCGUGUACUGGUCGUUUCCGAGGAGUGAAAAGGAGAUCUGCAUGUAUUCUUCGUUCAACGCAGGGGGAGAUGAGAGUGGAACUAGCGGGGAAAACAAUGACGAGACCCAGCUGCCUUUCCUACGGGGUGUCACUCUGCUGGAGGGCGGUUGGGUGGACAACGUACUGCAAGUCGGGUUCCAUCUGAGUGGUACGGUAACAGACACGGCCACGUCCUCUCAGCCUGAGAUGGUCUGCAGCGUGAGCGUCAGCUUCGACCGCUGUAAGAUCACCGCGGUGACCUGUAGCUGCGGCAACAAGGACAUAUUCUACUGCGCCCACGUGGUAGCGCUGGCCCUGUACCGCGUACGGAAGCCCGAGCAGGUCAAACUGCACCUGCCCAUCUCAGAGACGCUGUUCCAGAUGAGCAGAGAUCAGCUGCAGAAGUUUGUCCAGUACCUGAUAUCAGUGCAUCAUACAGAGGUGUUGCCCACCGCACAGAAACUGGCAGAUGAGAUCCUGUCAACCAACUCUGAGAUCAACCAGGUCCACGGGGCCCCGGACCCCACUGCAGGGGCCAGUGUGGAUGAUGAGAACUGUUGGCACUUGGAUGAGGAGCAGGUCCAGGAGCAGGUGAAACUCUUCCUGUCACAGGGAGGAUACCAUGGCUCUGGGAAACAACUAAACCUCCUGUUUAGCAAGGUGAGGGAGAUGCUGCGUAUGCGUGACUCCAACGGAGCACGGAUGUUAACACUGAUCACAGAACAGUUUAUGGCCGACCCUCGCCUGGCACUGUGGAGACAGCAGGGCACCACCAUGAACGACAAGUACAGACAGCUCUGGGACGAACUAGGUGCCCUGUGGAUGUGUAUCGUGUUGAACCCCCACUGUAAGACCGAGCAGAAGUGCUCGUGGCUCAGAGAGCUGAGGAGGUGGAACAGCGUGGACGUGUGCCCCUGGGAGGAUGGUAACCAUGGCAACGAUCUGCCCAACCUCACCCACUCCCUGCCUCAGGGUGCCCAUGGCAACCAAGAGUCACGUCCCCACAGGACGGUGUUCACACGGGCAAUCGAGGCGUGUGACCUCCACUGGCAGGAUCGUCACCUGCAGCACAUCAUUGCCAGCGACCUCUAUGCCAACUACUGUUACCACGACAACCAGGACGGCUCGCUCUUCGACACACGUGGAUGGCCCAUGUGGCACGAACACGUCCCGACGGCUUGUGCUCGGGUGGACGCCCUGCGUUCCCAUGGUUACCCCCGCGAAGCACUUCGAUUGGCCAUUGCCGUGGUAAACACACUACGACGGCAGCAGCAGAGACAACUGGACCACUUCCGCCGACAUAAGAAAGAGCUGCUCCAUAAAGCCAUCACCUCCAUAACCAACAUGGAAGGCUGGGUGGGUCACCCCCUGGAUCCCAUCGGAACCCUGUUCAGCACCCUCACUGAGACGGGACGGGGGGCAGAGGAGGGGGCCAACACCUGCCUUGACCUCUCAGAUUGUUCCAGUGUGGUGAGUCGUGCGGAGCUGCAGCGGUUGCCAGUGCAGAGGUUGCUAGGCGAGGGCGAAUCAUACGGGGCGCUGGCUGUAGAGACUGCUCUGAUUGGCUUAGGCCAGCAGAGGGUCAUGCCUGAUGGGCUGUAUGCCCAGGAGAAGGUGUGUCGCAACGAAGAGCAGCUAUUGGCCAAGCUGCAGGAAGUGGAGCUGGAUGACACGCUGGUCAAGAUCUUCCGCAAACAAGCAGUCUUCCUGUUAGAAAGUGGGCCGUACAGUGGCCUGGGAGAGAUUGUCCACAGAGAGAGUGUUCCCAUGCAUACCUUCACCCGCUAUCUCUUCACCUCUCUCCUACCUCAUGACGCUGAACUGGCGUACAAGAUUGCACUGAGAGCCAUGCGGUUGCCUGUGUUGGAGUCCACAGCCUCGUCAGGUGACCUGUCGCGACCCCAUCACAUGGUGUCUGUGGUCCCCAACCGCUACCCUCGCUGGUUCACACUCUCCCACAUAGAGUCCCAGCAGUGUGAACUGGCUUCCACCAUGCUGACCGCAGCCAAAGGUGAUAGUUGUAAGCUGGAGACGGUGCUAGAGUCAAUCCAGAAAAACAUCCACUCCUCGUCUCACAUCUUUAAACUGGCCCAGGAUGCCUUUAAGAUCGCAACAUUGAUGGACAGCCUGCCAGACAUUACUCUGCUCAAAGUUUCACUGGAGCUUGGGCUACAGGUGAUGAGGAUAACCCUGUCUACGCUGAACUGGAGGAGGAGGGAAAUGGUACGGUGGUUAGUUACCUGUGCAACCGAAGUAGGUGUGUAUGCGUUGGACAGCAUCAUGCAGAGUUGGUUCACCCUCUUCACCCCGACUGAGGCCACCAGCAUCGUGGCCACCACCGUCAUGUCCAACACCACCAUUGUCCGCCUGCGCCUGGACUGUCACCAGCAGGAGAACCUGGCCUCCUCCGCCCGGACCCUGGCCCUGCAGUGUGCCAUGAAGGAUCCCCAGAACUGUGCCCUCUCCGCUCUCACCCUCUGCGAGAAGGACCACAUCGCCUUCGAGACGGCCUACCAGAUCGUCCUGGACGCGGCCGUCGCGGGGAUGAGCUACACGCAGCUGUUUACGAUAGCUAGGUACAUGGAGCACAGAGGGUACCCUAUGAGGGCGUACAAGCUAGCCACGUUAGCCAUGGCUCAUCUUAACCUCAGCUACAACCAGGAUACCCACCCGGCUAUUAACGACGUGCUGUGGGCCUGCGCUCUGAGUCACUCGCUGGGCAAGAACGAGCUAGCUGCCGUCAUCCCCCUGGUGGUGAAGAGCGUGAAGUGCGCCACGGUGCUUUCCGACAUUUUGCGGCGGUGCACCCUGACCACGCCGGGGAUGGUGUCAGCGCUGCACAGCCGCAGGAACUCUGGGAAGCUGAUGUCGCUGGACAAGGCUCCGCUCAGGCAGCUGCUGGACGCCACAAUCGGGGCCUAUAUCAACACCACGCACUCUCGCCUCACGCACAUCAGCCCGCGGCACUACAGCGAGUUCAUCGAGUUCCUGGGGAAGUCCCGGGAGACGUUCCUCAUGGCCCACGACGGACACAUCCAGUUCACCCAGUUCAUAGACAACCUCAAACAGAUCUAUAAGGGCAAGAAGAAACUCAUGAUGCUGGUGAGGGAGCGGUUUGGCUGACCAGGGUCGGUCCCUAGUACUUUUCUAUUAACUCGAGUCUGCCUUUUUGAACUUCUUUUGGGCUUGAACAUGGACAAGUAAAGCGGGAGACGAAGCGAAAGAAGGAGAGAAAAAAUACUCAACAGAGCCACACGGUAUUAUCGUGAUUUGCUGUUAUUGUUAUGAACGUUGUUACUGUCAUUGCUAUGUGUACAGACGUGUUCUAUUUUCAGAAGAAGAAAUGUGUCAGGUUGUGAAUGUUGUGAGUGUUUCUCUGUGUGUGCGAGAGGAAAAACAGGAUAACGAAAAUGGCUUUUUGUGUUUUUUUUUUGUGUUUUUUUUAGCUUUUUUUUUUUAUUGUGUUUUUCAUUUUGGUUUUAUACUGAGUAUAUGUGGUCAAGUGGCUAAAGGCCCUUGUGCAAAAGCGCUUGUGUAAAAACGCAUUGGCAGCCUCAAAGAGACACUAUGGCUUUAAAACCACACAGCACCUCUUGGCUAUUGGCUACCGAACGUAGGAUGCACUGCACAGCUUGGCUCCUUGAGAAAACCACCAUUAGCAUUUCUGUUGACUCGGCACUUGCGUUUUCUCUCGGUCAUUAGGCAUGCGAGAGGUUGUAGAAUAAUGCUCUUAACAGACUCGUUGUUUCAGAUGUGGUAAUAAUGAAUAUCUGUUAGGUUGAGGAUGGCAGUACAGGACUACGGUAAUGCCACAUGCACCGUGAGAUGAGGAUAUAUAGUAUUAACAAAGUGAUUUACUAGCAUUUUGCUGUAUUAUGGCAGAUAUAUCUCAAAAUGUACUUAGAACCAUCAAACUUGUAAUUGUGGCUUCGUUUUUUUUUUGGUUGAAGUCUUAAGAGAAACUGUUGCUGGAGACAUUUGUCUCACGCCUUCUUCCUUUUAACCCAGUCUUUGCUAAAUGUACUGUAUUGGUGUUUCAGAAAGUGAAGAAAUCCAUUAGAGAUCAGGUGGAUCAGAAUACUAGCCUGGUUACCUGACUGUUUCUGUACUCGGAAGACUAGCCUGGUUACCUGGAUUUUUCUGUAUUCAAUGCUACAGUACAUCGCUGCCGUGGCAAGACAACCAAACACAGGUUAGCUAAAACAAGAAAGACCGGCUCCGACUAGUGACCCAGGCUACUGGAAGAUGUGUCGGACUGGGUAACUAACUACAGAUCAUGGUUAUAGUUGUGUGUAGCUUCAGAACGGGCCAGGGUCAAUGCUUUCUGUGCGUGUGGAACCAUAGAAUAAUUAGAAUACCAUUUAGAAUUCGGGUUCUAAUAGGCCUCUUCUAUGUGUAGAACCUUCAGCAACUGUCAACAGACGUUCUCAGGGAUUUCUCUAAAACGAAAAGGAAAAAGGAAGAGCGAAGAACGAGUACAGGAAAACAAAAACGUCACACGACACGAGCGAGCAUUUAUUGUACUGUGUGUGUGUAUAUAUACAAUAGUAUAAGUCUGAAUAUGGAGGAUUCAAAAGUAUAUGUUAACUAAAUUAUACAGAGUAUUCUAUGUAAUGUGAAAUACUUGAAGCCGCUGUAGCUCGCUCUUUUUCUGUUAGUCUUUCUGUACUUUUGUUUACCACAGAACGUGCCAGAAAGACUGAAUUGGCUAAUGGAGGGUUGCUGUAGGCUCACAAGAGUAGUGUCAGUACUAAAACAUUGGUUGAGAUUAUUGUGCCGGUAUCGACGGUUCGAUUGGUAUCUAUUCAAUUUAUUAGAGUACCGUGAAACUAUGUUAUUGUUUCACAAUUAACAAAUGUAUGAAUUUGACUGAUGUGCAAUAUUCCAAUGACACUGUACAUGGCAUAUGGCAACCCGAGCAUAGAUUUUUCAUAACAUUGAUCAGCUGUUGAGACAUGACUUUAGAGUUCUAACUUUGGCUAACCCAGUAGUGUGAAAUCUCUGGUCAAUCAAUGACACUGAUUGAUCCAUUAAAACCAGAAGGACUGUGACCCUCGAGGACAGGGAUUGUGCUCCGUUGCAAUGUACUACAGUUCUCCUCCUGUCUGCUUGCAUCUGAACACGGCGUCUCUCUCUCUCUCUCUCUCUCUCUCUCUCUGUAUAAGGUCUGCAAUUGUACUCAUAACUUGCCUUGUUUCUUUAUUUUUUAUUUAAAUUUUUAUUUUUAUUUUAAGCGCUUUCUCUUGUUCUUUUGAAAGAAGAAACAGACUUUUCUCUUGCCUUGUCUUAACACUUUUUAAAGUAACCAAACAGGAGUUCUAACAACCAAACAAAUGUGUUCCAAGAAGUGAAAACCAAGCCGCCUUGGUCCCAGCUUUAGUGUCCUUAAUUAGUAACUGAACGGGCUCUGUAAACUCUGUGCUUUUAACAAAGCAUUUCCUCGUGUGUUUGGUGGAAAAACGUCGUCCUGUGUCUCAUCCUCUAAUGAAAGGAUUUUCUCUUUCUUUCUAGCUGUUUUAUUCUUUUUGUUCUGUUCGUGUAGGAAAUAGUCUUCUGUUUUUCCAUUUUAUUUAUUACAAUGAUCCAUGUAUACAUGCUUAUGAAAUUAAGAUUUGAUACACCAAUAUCAAUUUAUUUAUGUAACUAAAAUCACUGUUUUAUAAUCUUGUUAAUUAAUGAGUCAAUUGAUUUGUGUUUUGUUUUAAUUAAAGUUUUUUUUUUUUUAAGGUA